Messenger RNA from Aethalodelphis obliquidens (Pacific white-sided dolphin), 2685 nucleotides. It is a transcript of the gene TMEM89, whose product is annotated as transmembrane protein 89. The record is from RefSeq and is a predicted model, not a curated record. NCBI's taxonomy places the organism in Eukaryota, Metazoa, Chordata, Mammalia, Artiodactyla, Delphinidae. The coding region runs from base 730 to 1209 and encodes 159 amino acids. The transcript has 2 exons.
UAAGACUCUGCACUUCCAUUGCAGGGCACACGGAUUCAAUCCCUGGCUGGGGAACUAAGAUCCCACAUGCCACAAUGCGGCCAAAUAAAUAAAUAAAACAGGGUCACGUGAAAGAGAAGGGACUGUGUUACCCAGGAUGGUCAUGGGAGGGAGACUCAGGGAGCAGGUGACACUUGAGCUGAAAUGCAGCUGUGAGAGUUCUCUUUCUAGGACAGUGCUCCUAGUGUAGGGAACAGCAGGUGUGUUCAAGGAACACCAGGGAGGCCUACAAGAGGCAGGAGGGGAGACCAGAGCACAGAGCACCUCACAGGCCAGGGUGAGCCUUCAGGCUUUAUUCAGAGUGCGCACCCACAGUUUUGAGUGCUCCCUGUGCUGCGAUGUGGACCACGGGGCUGAGUCUGGGCAUAGGGGAGCAGGGAGCAGCUCUGUGUGCUUAGCUUGGUUGGCCUGGCGUUGGUGCUGCCACUGGUGGAGAGCAUGUUAGAUGUAUAUUAGAUGAGGAGGAGGGAGAGGGGGAAGGAAGCAUUCCUUCAUUCCUGGGCCCCAAGCCUGCCCUCCUCCCUGCCCUGGAAUCCCACCCCACCCACCCCGCCCCAUAUUUUCUGGCCAGGCCACCCCUCCUGAAAGCCAUGGGCCCAGCUGGAACCUACUGCCUCACCUGCCCCUGGGGGAGGAGUGUUUGCCCGUUGCCAGGCGCCCAGGUUCCGGCCCCUAGUACUGGCAGCAGCCAUGCUGCACGCACAGUCCUUCCUGCCAUGGCUGCUUCUGCUAGCGAUGCCUGUCCGCACCCACACCUGGUCACGGCCCGUGUGGUACCAGGUGGGGCUGGACUUACAGCCCUGGGGGUGCCAGCCAAACAGCCUGGAGGGUUGCAAGGGCAGCCUGGGGUGUCCUGGCCAUUGGAUGGGCCUGGGGGUGAACCGCAUCUACCCAGUGGCUGGGGUCACCGUCGCCACUACCAUGAUGCUGAUGCUCAGCCGUGCGGUGAUGCAACGGCGGCGCUCACAGGCCACUAAGAGUGAGCAUCCGCAGGUGACGGCUAGCCCCUGUGCACCCUGGAAACGACGGGCCCCGAUCUCAGACCGUGCCCUACUCCGUGGGGUCCUGCAUAUGCUGGAUGCCCUCCUGGUCCAUAUUGAGGGCCAUCUGCAGCGUCUAGCCACCCAGCAGCGAACCCAAAUAAAGGGGACUCCUGCCCAGAGCGGGUGACCCAACAUACUCCUCUCUUUGCCUGGUGGCUUGUUGGGGCGGGGAUGGCCUGAGGCUCUGGGCCAGGCUCAGGUCUGUGUGUCUUAUUAUCUCCAGGCCUGUCUGGACCCUGUGCCCCUUUUCUACUUUUAGAGCCAGCACACCCAUCGAGGCCUCGGUGCCCAUCAAUGGCUGGGCAGGUGGGGCCCAGGCUGGCUCACCCUGCUCCAUUGCCCACACCAACUGACCCCUCCUCUCUAGGGAUCCCACUCAUAAAUACAACUGCUCCUCUGGGGCUCCUCAGGGGCCCCCAGUGUGGUGGGAGAAGACUUGGCCAUCAGGGCAGAUGUGGGUGGUCCAGAGAGGGCAGCCCAGAGGUGACCACCUGGCUGAGUCAGGAGCUAGGGCUCCUGGUUGAGCCUGCGGGGCCUGAGCUGGGGCUGGGGGUAGAGGGAGGGCCCCGGCUGCCUUCAUCUUUGUGACAUCUCAAACAUGCUUUGGCACCUAAGUGGCCCUUGCUCUAAAGCCCCUGGAAGUGGGACAAGGGCUGAACCUCCCCAAAGGGGCCUUCACCUGCUUCCUCCCUUCCUUCUACCAUAGGCAUCAGGAUCUGCUGAUGAACAGAACAGGCUCCUCCCUCACCCACUCACAAAUAGGGGAGGGUAGAGGUGGUGAUGAAGCAGACUCAAAAACUCAAUUCCUCUGCAGAGAGUUGUGCUGAGCCAGUUGGAGUAGGGCAGGUGUGGGCUGACUGCUGGGACCUGAAGGGUGAGUGGGGUGAUGAGAGGAGGGGGAGAGUGCUCCAGCCAGAAGGAUAUGCACAUACAAGGGCCAGGUGGGGAAAGAGACCUUGACCUGUUCCAUGAACUAUAAGAUGGUCAGGAUUUCAGGGAAAAGAAGGAAUUCUGGAACACAGGAGAGGGCAGGCUGGGAAGAGACAGGAGUUGGUGUCUCCUAGGGAGGCUGUGGUAGGCAGGAGAACGGCCCUCAAGAUGUCCUUGGAGUCUGUGAAUAUUUUACAGUACAUGGCAAAGAGGAUUUUGCAGAUGGAAUUAAGUGAAAGACAUUAAAAUGGGAAGAUUAUUCUGGAUUAUUUUGGUGGGCCCAGUGUAAUUUCAUGAGCCCUUAAAAGUGGAAGAGGAGGGCAGGAGAGUUGGUCGGAUUCAAAGUGUGAGAGGUACUAAUAAUCCUCUGCUGCUGGCUUUGAAGGUGGUAGAAGAGAUCUUCCACCACCCAAAGAUCCAAGGAAUUCAGAUGGCCUCUAGAAGCUGGGAAUGACCCUUGGGUGAUAGCCAGCAAGAAAACAGAAACCUCAGUCCUUCAACCACUAUGAUCUAACUUCUGCCAAUAAACUGAAUGACCAAGGACACAUUCUCCCCUAGAACCUCCAGAAAGGACCACAGCCCUGCUAAUGUCUUGAUUUUAGCCCAAUGACAUCCAUGUUGGAUUUUGGGCCUACAGAACUGUGAGAUAAUAAAUUUGUUUUGUUCUAAGCCA